Cuculus canorus (common cuckoo) is the source of this 4672-nucleotide messenger RNA. RefSeq names its product BCL2 interacting protein 2 (gene BNIP2). The record is from RefSeq and is a predicted model, not a curated record. Gene Ontology annotation, biological process: apoptotic process. Gene Ontology annotation, cellular component: cytoplasm. Lineage: Eukaryota; Metazoa; Chordata; Aves; Cuculiformes; Cuculidae. The transcript is spliced from 12 exons. Bases 352 to 1320 code for a protein of 322 amino acids.
UGCUUCUGUGCGCAUGCGCGAGCCAACGCCUCUCGGUCUCACGUGACUGCGGCGGCGGGUGCGCUUCCGGGUGGCCGCGGGGCGCGCGGCGGAGCGGGAAGGCCGCGGCCCGUCCCCCCCCGGCUCCCACAGACCCAACUCAGACAAGAGCCUCAACAGACUUGGACUUGUAUGUUAGCAGAAUGGUUUAUUAUGUUCCAUUGUUGGGGAUUCCUUGUUGCUGGUGAUGGGUGAGCUGGAAAAAACACAACUUGACUUGCACAUCACAGGCUCCUUUUUAGCCCACUGUCCUGAAGACAAGAGGUUCUGGCUGAUCAGGAGUCUCUAUUAGCAAUUCAAGUUGGCUGCAGAAUGGAAGGAGUUGAAUUUAAGGAAGAAUGGCAAGAUGAAGAUUUUCCAAGGCCUCUGCCAGAGGAUGAUCCUGUUGAAUCAGACAUAUUGGCUGCAGCUGCAACAGAAAGUGAAGCUGAGGUUAAUGGAACCAAAGUGAAGAAGAAACUAGUGGCUCCAGAUAUCAGCUUAACUUUGGAUCGCAGUGAGGAAUCUGUUUUGUCUGAUGACUUGGAUGAGAGUGGAGAGAUUGAUUUGGAUGAUUUAGAUACUCCUUCAGAAAACAGCAAUGAGUUUGAAUGGGAAGAUGAUCUUCCAAAACCAAAAACUACUGAUGUAAUUAGGAAAGGAUCACUUACUGAAUACACUGUGGCAGAGGAGAAAGACUAUGAUCGACGCUGGCGAAUGUUUAGGAUUGGAGAACAGGACCAUAGGGUGGACAUGAAGGCAAUUGAACCAUAUAAAAAAGUUAUCAGUCAUGGUGGUUAUUAUGGUGACGGGUUAAAUGCCAUUGUUGUGUUUGCAGUUUGCUUUAUGCCUGAAAGCAGCCAGCCUAACUACAGAUACCUAAUGGACAAUCUAUUUAAGUAUGUAAUUGGCACUUUAGAAAUGUUAGUAGCAGAGAACUAUAUGAUAGUUUACCUGAAUGGUGCAACAACACGGAGAAAAAUGCCAAGUUUAGGCUGGCUUAGGAAAUGUUACCAGCAAAUUGAUAGAAGGUUAAGGAAAAAUCUGAAAUCAUUAAUCAUAGUUCAUCCUUCUUGGUUCAUCAGAACACUUCUGGCCAUCACAAAACCUUUUAUUAGCUCGAAAUUCAGCCAAAAAAUCAGGUAUGUCUUUACCCUGGCAGAACUAGCUGAACUCAUCCCCAUGGAAUAUGUUGGCAUCCCAGAAUGCAUAAAACAGUAUGAAGAAGAAAAAUUUAGAAAGAAACUGAAAAGAGUUGACCAAGAGCUGAAUGGAAAACAAGAGCAGAAGAGUGAGCAGUGAAUUUGGAGUCCAAACAAGACUGAAGAAUAUGCAGACAGAAUGAUGCUAUUUUUGCUACAUUUACAAUGCAUUCUCUGUGUAUGUACAUAUUAUAUAACCUGUUGCAAAAGGUGCUUAAUUCCUUUGGACUAGCACACAAUGGACUGCUUACUGCUGUAUUGGUUUGUCUUGACUUUAAUAGCUGUGCUUAUGUAAUCAUUUUGUACUGCUAAAUGUCAAAGAACCCUAUAUUUUCAGAGGAUGUUCUUGCAGUUGUUUAUCUAAAUCAUGCAUGUUCUUCAGUAAAAUAUUUAUAUACCUAAAUGUUAAAGGAAAGAGAUAAUAUAUAUUUUUAUGACUGAGCAAUAUAUUGUGUAUACCUGCUGAAGUAAUUCAUUUGCAGGUAGGCAGGGCUAUAAGUUACUUAUUGUAUAAAUCUGUUUUGCUGUAAAUGGUCAAGUGCAUUUCUUUAUUGUCACAAAAACCUUAAUUUGCUUGGAUAUUAACAAUCACAUAACGUACUCUUUCACAAGCGUGGAGAUCCUUUUUUUUGUUCACACACCUAAUAGAAGCAGUACUCCUUGAGCUUUGAUUGGUGUCUUCUAGGCUGUUUUUUCAGAAUGCAGAAUUGCAGUUCUGCAAACUUCAGUCUUUUGGCCAAAAGGUUUAAGCCUAAGCCACAUAGGAGCUGAACUGCUUGAAUGAGUAGCAAGAUAUCGGACCUUUCUCAAUUUAGGUUGUGAAUUCAGUCUUGAUUUACUGAAGCAGAAUCUCACAGCUACCACUAGGAAAUGAGUUUGUUGCAGUUCUUCCUGAAUGAAUAUUGGCUGUCACGAGUAGGAAGCUCUGGUCAUACUCAGUAAAGCUGGGGAGUUACAUAGGUACUCUAGUCACAUACUCAGUUGUUUGCAGAGGUAUGUCGAGCCUUAUCCUACCUGUGUCAUCCUUGUAGAUGAAAUAUCCAUUUUUAAAGCUCUUGGCUUGGCAUGAUAUCGGCAUUAAUUUCACUUAACAAUAAAAAAAGUUAUUUAAAGGUUGGGGUUUUUUUUUCCUCCCCACCAUGGUAGUAGGCUUACACUUGUGUCUGUAAGAGAUGUUCUUGGACAUGUCUUUGUGGGUUUACCACAACGUGUUGGUUGAUACGUUAUAGGUUUGUAACAUCUUUUGAUAGUCAUGGCUAUUUCCUGGUGGCUAUUACUGCUAUAGUUAAGCAGUAUAAUACUGUAGAAAUAUAUUCAAUCUUCACUUCUUUUAUUGUGCACACAAUUUUGUUUUAAUGCCAAAAAUAUCAAUUCUCAAUUAAAAGUUAGCAUUACACCAUCCUUUAAUUAAAAAAAAACCAAAACCCACAAGGUUGCUUUCAAUCAGGUUCUUGUUUGACACUGAUAGAUAGCAGUUGAGAGAUAGUUCUGUAGUCAUGACUUGUUACCAGUUAACAAUUAAUUGCCUUUCUCUAAUGAAACAUGCAUAGACUCUGAGAGCAUAUACAUGUCCAGAGGAGGGCAAACUGCCCAUGUCUCUGCAAGCUGGUCUGCAAUUCAGAGACUUGCAUCUCAAGAUCUAGGCACUGUUGUUAUAGUAGCAUCCCUAUUACAAUUGUAGAGAUGAAUAUGCAGGAUGUUCUCUUUCUACAGGUAAUGCUAAUAAUUUCAAGUGGUGUUGCAUCCAUUUUAUCAGGUUUGGAUCUUGCUCUGAAAGCAGAACACAAAUGUGAACAGUUUCUUUGGGGCUGUCUUAUCUCCUGUGUAAGUUUUGAUGUUGACUCAGAAUAAUGUGAAGUUCUAGUCAGUAAAUUGGACACUUGCAGCCUGUUUGCUUAUGAUACUUUCACAGGGCGGUGUGUAUGAGUGUGCAAACCCGUAAACCUUCUUGGUUUCUACAGGUUCUGUGUGGGUCCUAAGCUAGAUACUAAGCAUUCUGAUCAUCUCAUUUCAAAUUUUUCCCAAUUAAAGAAAGUAUUCUUCUCAGUAAAAUCGUAUUCUUAGUGGAAGGGUUGUAGUUCUGUAUGUCCUGCUGCUUCCUAUGUGUGCAGUAUAGAGCAGCCAGUCCUCUCUAUAGGGCAGAUUUAUCAAAUGCUGGGAUUGUUACUGUCUUUCCUAACAGUUUAUUUUUUUAGUAAAGGUUUUUGUGAAUAAAUAUACAGCACAACAGUUCUUCUGUCCCUAAAGAUUUGCAGCUUGAGAAACGAGCGUACUAAAUAAUUAUUCCCCUCAGACCUUUUGCAGCUCAUUUACUGAUGUGAUAGGUGUUUAGAAAAAGCAAAGAGGUCCCAGAGUUUUCUUGAACUCAUAGGUAACUUCUUGUCAAACUUGAUUUUUUUCUAAUCUAUAAAAUAAUUUAAUAUAUUUUAAUAUUUAACACAGGAAAAGCUGGAAUGUCAUACUUCAAUAGAAGUUAUUUCAAAAACCAAAUCACUUUGUGAUAAGAUACAAUAUCAUAGGGAAUUCACCUUUUGAUGGCACUUCCUCCUAAGAGUAAAAUUCACGUGGCUACAAUACAGUUUGAACCCUGUCAAGAAAAGAUAAUGUAAUGAGUCACUAAUUUACCUUUGAUUUGGAGGUCUCAUUAGUUCAUUUAUAUAUGUAUAUCUAUGUGCUAACAAGUCAUUAGUUAUCUUGCUGUUAUUGUGCGCAACUGAAAUGGAGAUGUUUGGGCCAGUGGCCUUCUCUUGUGUCUGGAUGUGAGACUUUGAUUUCUACAAUGCAAUAAGUGUUCAGAAGUGGCAAAGAUACUUUGAAGCAAGCAUUGUUAAAGCCUGAUGUGAGUAGACACUAGAUUGCUUGAAUGUUCUUGACAUUGUGUAGUACAGCAAAGCCAUGUUCUGUUGGGAAGUAAUGGAGAGGGACGUAGGAUUUCGUGCUGAAGCAGAUUGAAGUCUUCAAGAUUCUGGCAUGUGAAAAUGGACGAUUUUUGGUUCAAAAAAACUUAUAACUAGUUAGAAUAAUAUGUAACCUUGUGUGUAACAAUGCAAUUUAGCAUGUUUUUUCCUUUAUUUUCAGUGAAAAGGAUGAGAACAGCACUUCUGGUUGUGAGGAACUUUGUACCGAGAAACAAUAGUUAUGUUCUGAAUUGCACACCAUAAGUAUAUAGCCUGUAUUAGUUAAGCAAGUUGGUUGCAUCAUACACUUCAAUGCUCUAAUGACAGCUUAACUCCUUUCAACGGUUAAUUUGUGUCAGACUUGAAGAUUAGGUGACAGGUUGGUGGCAAUGGAAUGUUUCAUGAGGUGACCUUGAAGUGUGUCAUAGGGAAGAGAGGGUGGCCUUGCUGCCUGGUCGAGUGUCCGUGAUGUUAUCUAUGGAAAUGUCUGUAGUGAACAAAGCAACGGAACUGCGUGGCGAAUGGGCACUUUAUAAACUAAUUCUGUCACAAAGA